Messenger RNA from Macrobrachium nipponense, 5208 nucleotides. RefSeq lists its product as uncharacterized. The coding region runs from base 480 to 1559 and encodes 359 amino acids. Lineage: Eukaryota; Metazoa; Arthropoda; Malacostraca; Decapoda; Palaemonidae. The transcript has 4 exons. The record is from RefSeq and is a predicted model, not a curated record.
AGGCGAUUAUGUCUGUCGGCGUUUUCUCUUUUCCUUUAAGUCAUUUGCGUCUCGUGUCGGACGAACUGCAGAGUUGUCAAUUCAGUGUUUUUAUAUGUUAUUUGGAAAAGUGAAACUAAUAAUCUUUCUUCUAAGGCCGAGAAGAACUCGCCUGUUUCGGGGGAACUGAACUAAAAGCGCAAAAAUAUAGGCCUAACGUUGCACAGGUCACACCAACAACCUGCAUGAAUGAAUAAUAAUAAUAAUAAAAUAUAAGUUUAAGGAACCAACAAGCCGUCGCUUACUUUGACCGUCUAAAUAACCGGAAAAUAUCGACUUCCGUCGGGAAUUAAGACGGUUUUUAAUGUCGCCAUAACACAAGACGAUUGAGGAGGAAGCAAUGGCAAAAGCAUGCACGCAACUUUAGGCCGAUAGGCCUAUGACCGACGGGACUUUCGACGGUUUUUUUGUUUCUUUUUUUGCUUGACGAGGGACUACUCAUGAUGUCUUUGCUUCGUUCACCAUUUGAGCCUUAUCUGCGGGAUUUCUUGAACUUCUUAGGGCAAGAGGCAGUAUUAACUUUAGCCCGUGUGGCCACAAACAAUCGAAUUGUACCAACUACAACAGAGGAGGCAAUUGAAGCUACUUUACUUCAUACGUCUGAUUUAGCCCGUCUGUUCUCUUACAAACGUAUCAAGAGCCAGUCAUUGUUUAUGUAUUUACACAAGUAUGGUGUGCCAACAGAACGUUCUGCAAGUAAACCCCAACUUAUGGUGGCUGUCCAGGAAUUUUGGUGCCAACAGAUCCAGAACAAAUCUAUUCCAAAUCCUCCCCUUGUGAAAAGAAGAGCAUCAGAUCCAUCUAGUGCCAGUAAAGAUGUUAAAGAAGUUGGUAGUCACCAAAGUGAUACCAACCAUGUGGAAGGAAGACUCAGUGCAAAGCGCAGGUUACAUCGCGAGGGUCCAGCUGGGCGCAGCUUGUCAGAAAGUAGUUCAACCAUACAUCUGUCAGACAGUCAGGGCAAUGUAGUGAACAGGACACGGUUUGAUAAUGCUGCAGAUAUAGUGUCUUCUAAUACUGUGACAAAAAAAGUGAGCUCUGAUAAAUUUUCUAAGGAUUUUUGCGAGUGGUAUUAUACGAUGCUGAAUCGCCUUCAGCCAGAAUGUGCCCACCAGUGCGGAGAUAAUUUUGGGGCGAAAAUCUUUUUCAGCAAUAGUUCUGUGGAUGUAUUUCUUAUUGGUCAGGUAAGCGAAGAGAAGCAUUCACAGGGAUCAGACAACAAUUUUACCCUUAUCAGUGGUGUUUGCAAACAAUAUAGACUUCUUUUCAGUCCAAAUUUGGAGAGUGGUACUCAGGCCCACAAGUCUGCCCAUGGGAUGGUGAAGAUUCUUUGUUGUGGUACUUUGUUUCAAAGUGGAUCUUUCAUAGGCAUAUUUGAGCAAGAGUUUGGUCUUUUAAUCUGCCCGGUUGACAAAGUUUGGAAAAUUAUGUACACAAAAGUUAAUCUCAAACAGACUGGGACGGAACAGCCCUUGCCAAGUUUACCCCAGUGCCAGAUAUUUGAAAUUGAGGGAGUUUAAUCGCAUGGAGAAUGUCCUAACUCAUUAAGCUUUGAAUCUUACAUUUUAUUGACUGUUAAGUGUUAUAUAUUUUAUAAAUUUUAUAUUUUUGUCUGCCAUAAUUAGUGUGAUAAAAGGAAAACACACAUUUACAAAACCUCUUGAUGGUAAUGUAAUGAAUUUGUAAUUUUUACCCUUGGCUGGUGGGACAUGAACCCAUUAGUUUAUAUACUCAAUUCUAGUGUACUUAAGUCACAGCAGAUCCACCAGGUGUUGUGUCAUUACAAAAAAUUGCAAUGUGAACCUGUGAGGUCAUCAUUAAUUGUAAAUUCAUCAUCUUUGUCAUGUGGACCAAGUUAAUUUUUCAUUAUCAUACUUUUUAUUUUUAUUUCUUCAAUGAAUAACCAAUAUGACACAAGGUUUGUAAAGUCCAUUGCUGAAUCUGAUUGCAUUCACAUAUAUGUUCGUAAUCAUUCAUGCUCAUGUUUUGUGUACUUAAUUCAUGUUAUUAAAAAUUGAACCUUUUUUUUCUCUAGAUCUUUACUUUCUGUAUGAAUCUUUUAUAUUUAUUUUCAGAAUGUUAAAAGCUUAGACAUUCAUAAUGCAGCUUUCUUAAAUAUUUGAGUAAAAAAAAAUACCCACGUAUUCUUAUUUUUAGGAAUGGGUGUUGAUUUUGAGUAUCCAAAACAAGAAACGUUUUUAUGCUAGUUAUACAGUAAUACUAGUUUUGUUUAAGCAAUGCUGUGUGGGGUGUUCUAUCCUUAUUUUUAAGAGGUAUCAAGACAAAAUGUUAAUAAAUUAGGUUUUUACAUUUUCAGGUUUUUGUUCAAACAGCACUGCUUGCGAAAAGUGAACGCAACUAUUAUCUUCACUUAAAUAAUGAUACAGUCAUUCCUUGAUUCAAAGGAGUGUAAGGUUUAAGUCCAAAAUUGUGUCCAGUGCCGUUUAUUUUAUUAUCGGAAAGUUCUGUUGGUGCAGGUUAAAGUCACAAGAGUUACAUCUCGGAUACAACGAUGUGUUGUUGCUGUUGAUGGUAGAAGUUUAUAGACAGAAAUAUCUGAUCAGUGUUACAUUUCAAGAUUAUAUAGCUGAAUUUUUAUGGCCAAAUUCAUAUAAUAUCCUUUCAUACAUCUUUGUUAAACUCUCAUGACCUGACUUGUGGUGCAUCUUUGAAUGUGGAACACCUUAUGUACAAUAUGUUCAUGUGAAUUAUAAAUCCAUUGAAUUUGCCAAUCUUGGGAAUAUCAAACAGAUAACAAACCCUUUGAACUAAGAUUUAUAACUCAUUUUGCAGGUAGGGAAGUAAUCUGUAGUCUCCUGAAAUGACUAUGAUAGAUUACCUUGUUAACUUUUUAAGAUUUUAAUAUAAUCACAUAGAUUGAGUCUGUUGGAACUUUUUCAGACUAGUUAUAAUCCCACAGAUUGAGACUUGGAAUUCAGACAAAAUAUCACUUGUGGAUUUUUGUCAACACUUCAUCAUUUGUUGUUGCUUGAAAUACGGCAGUCAUAUAAAACAUUUUUUUUUUUCAUUACUUGCCUAUUGUAAUUAGCUGCUUCAUGGUUCUAAGAUCCAAGAUGCUUCAUCAGUUCUUCCUGAAAGAUACCAAGCAAAUGUCAGUUAGCAACUGAUACAUAAACUUGCUUCCCCUUAGUAGUAGAAAUCACUAUUGCUUCUUCUUCUUUCAAGAAUAAUUCUAUUUUCUAGCAAACCCAUUUAAUGAGGUUUGUAUGAACAAAUUUUCAUGGAGCUUUGUAUGUAUGAUUUACAUAUUUUUGAAAAUAUUCUGUGAUUUCAGUUUUUAAGAUAGUGUAAUCAUUUUUGGGUGCUAUCAAGAGUGGGUCUUAUUUAAAUCCACCCCGCUCAUAGUUGAGUUUAUUACAUGUUACUGGUUUGUUUAUUUUUCAUGGCUUUUAUAUGAAGUUAUCUCAUUUAUAGUAGGAAUAGAUUUUUGCCGCCUUUUUUUUUUAAUUUGAUCUUGUACAUUGCAGAGAGGAAAGUCUCAUUUGAGAGGUUUGUUUCUUAUAAAAGAUUUUUGCUGAACAAAUGCAAAUGUAUUGAUGAAUAUAUACUAAAGGCAUUUAUUUUGUUUUGGAAUUGAUUUUUGCUGAAAUUUUUAGUCAUGUUUAUAUGGCUUUGUUCAUAUAUUUCCAAUUGUUUCACCAUUUAAUAAUUCAUGUAGGAGCCACAAGUUUUACCAUGUUAUUUCUUUACAAUUAUAUAUUGUAACUUGACAAGAGCAGUGAUUAUUGUUGAUUGAAUUAUGUCUAUUCAUUAGUAUUUGAUGAAGCUUCCUCUGGUACAGCUUCCUGUAUUCAGUCUUGACAUUGGUGUUCUGUAAUUAAGUCAUACUAUCCUGUUUGUGCGGUCAUUUUCAGCUGUUGGGAUCUAACAAGUACAUCCGGUUCACUUACACUUAUCUGUUUGAUUAGAAUUCCCUAAUUACAGUCUUUUACUAGAGGAACCAUCAUCCCAUUGCCAUAUGUACAUUAAUGCUUUGUUUUCCCCUAGUCAUAGUGGACAAAGUGACUUGCCACUGAUGUUUUCCUGAGCAACUGUCCAACUUCUUUUGUGUACCAGUGAUCUACAUUUAAUCUAUCUCUGUGGCUGAUAAUGUAAUUCAUUAUGGUGAAAUCCUCAAUAACGACAGUGAAUUGUAGACCCAACUCUUGCAUCUUUGAUUAAGGCCUAAGCAUACAAAGGUUUGUAUUUAAAAAACUUUUACAUAUUUUUCAUAUUUCACAUAAUAACCCAGCCUAUUCAAUCUCCCAAAUAGAUGUAAUGGUUGUAGGAGAGGCAACAGUAGAGCAGUUUUUGAAAUCUGCGGAGACAUCCUCUUAAGUAGAACACAUGGGUGGCAAUCAUCAAUAACAAUGCCGAUAAUGAAAACAGUUCACAGGACACAGGAUAACAUUUAUUUACAAAGUUAAAGUACACAACUACUUUAUCUCACAAUACUAAAUCUUGUAUAUUCUUUUGUAACCUCACCUUGUGGUCUUUUAUUAGAUAUGCCUCUUCAACUGGAGAUGAGUAAUGUACUUGUAAAUAUCACUAUCUGCCUAUCAGUAUUAGUCAACAAUUGAACAGUAAACGUCAAUAACAUUUACUGACUGCUUAAAUUAACUCAUAGUCUUGUAACUCUGAAAUCUGGUCAUAAUGUUGUUAAAAUUUACAACUACAGACUUGCAAUGCUUUGUCUCACAGAAUGCAACACAGCAUUUCCUUUUUAUCUGGAACUGAAAUGCUGUAGCCUAGAUAACUUGUAACUUAAUUUUAUGGAUUAAUCACAAGUCAAAGGUCAACAGCUUGUUUUAUAAUAAAGUGAAAGAAUGUUAAUGUAUUCUUGUACAAAAAGUUAUGGAGGAUCAAUUUUCUUAGCCUUGGGAAUAUAUCUAUUCUGUUCAUAUCAGAAACAAGUAAAAUAAUCUCUUACACAAUUAUUGUAUGCUACUUCCUUUCAAAGCAAACGUGGAACCGAUAAUCAGCGUAAAAUAAAGUAUAAUACCAUUAGGAUUUAUACAAUAAAACCUUUUAGAUACAAGUGGGCCAGGACUGUUAGCAUUUACUUUCAUAUUGGAAAGAUGUAACUUUGUCUUAUAAAAUAAUACUUAGAAAAAUACUUCAAAAACUAUUCAUUCCAGUAAAAAGGAACUCCACUAACAGCAGAUUUUU